Molecule: messenger RNA, 1071 nt
Organism: Mycosarcoma maydis (corn smut)
Lineage: Eukaryota; Fungi; Basidiomycota; Ustilaginomycetes; Ustilaginales
Product: guanine nucleotide-binding protein subunit alpha-2
Exons: 1
Coding region: 1-1071 (356 amino acids)
Biological process (GO): G protein-coupled receptor signaling pathway
Cellular component (GO): heterotrimeric G-protein complex
Molecular function (GO): GTP binding; GTPase activity; G-protein beta/gamma-subunit complex binding
Source: RefSeq, a predicted model, not a curated record
AUGGGCGCUUGUCUGUCUGCUGAGCAGUCACACGAUACGCCCGAGUACAAAAGAUCCAAAGCGCUCGAUCGACGGAUCAAAGAGGAUGAAAAGAAUCUUUCAAGAGAAGUCAAGCUGCUUCUCUUGGGUGCAGGAGAGAGUGGCAAAUCCACCAUCCUCAAGUCGAUGCGCAUCAUCCACCACAUCCCCUUCACCGACGAGGAGCGUGAAAAUUUUCGAAGGCUCGUCUUUCUCAAUCUCGUUCAAGGCAUGAAGACCAUCCUCGACGUCAUGGAAGAGUGGUCCAUCGAUUUCCAAGACGACAGCAACAUCGACCAUCUUUUGCUCUUCGUCAGUUAUCCCGACAUCUCGGAAGAUGAGCCGUUCCCUACUAAUUACCUGGUCGCACUCAAGGACCUCUGGCUUGAUCAAGGUGUACAGUCUGUCUAUCGAAGGGGAAAUGAGGCCGCCGUACCUGACAACAUGUCGUACUACUAUACCGACCUCGACCGUCUCUUUAGCCCCUCCUACAUCCCGUCUGAGGACGACAUCUUGCGGUGUCGGAACAAGACCACCGGGAUCAUCGAGACCACCUUCCCACUACAAGACCACGUCUACCGCAUCUUCGACGUCGGUGGACAGAGGUCUGAGCGAAAAAAAUGGAUCCACUGCUUCGAGAACGUCACCGCCGUCCUCUUCUGCGUCGCACUCUCGGGUUACGACUCGUGUCUGGUCGAAGACAAGGACUCGAACCAGAUGCAAGAAGCGCUCAUGCUCUUUGACUCGAUCUGCAACUCCAAGUGGUUUGCACGUACAUCCAUGAUUCUCUUCCUCAACAAAGUCGAUGUCUUCCGCCAGAAAAUCGCCUACUCGAGCAUCAAGCACUACUUCCCAGACUACGACGGAGAUGAUCAAGACUUCAAUGCGGCAAGAAGCUACUUCAAGGCGAGGUUCUGCAGACUGAAUCGAAGCGUCAACAAGGAGAUCUAUCCGAGCUUCACCAACGCCACCGACGUCUCGUUGUUGAAGAUCGUCAUGGCCAGCGUUACCGACAUUAUCCUGACCAACAACUUGAGGGAUAUCGUACUAUGA